AUGCUCUCUCGUUUACACUGGUGGACAUCGUCACGAAUAGUGGCAGCCCCGGUGCGACUCUUCAGCCAAACCCCCAUCGCCCCCGCAAAACCCCUCCCCCCACGGCUCAAGAUCAACGAUGCCGACGUAUCAAUAUCCUACCUAAAAGGCACCGGGCCUGGAGGACAGAAGAUUAACAAAACCAAUUCAGCCGUCCAACUCAUCCACAAACCCAGCGGGGUGGUAGUCAAAUGCCAAGCGACGCGCUCACAGUCGCAGAACGCAAAAAUUGCACGCUCGCUACUCGCCGAUAGAGUCGAAGCGCAAGAGAAGGGGGAUAAAAGCCGGGUCGCGAUUAAGGCCGCAGCGGCAAAGAAGAAGAAGGCUAGUAAGAUGAAGAAGACGAGGAGAAAGUAUCGAGAGCUUGGGGAAGCGGGCAAGGUGGAAGAAAUUGAUGAGGAGGAAGAGGAUGAAAUUGAGAUUAUGUGGGAUGAUGAUGUAAAGGAAGAGGGAGAAAAUAAAGAGAGUACACCAGACGUUGCAGAUGUGUCUAAACCCUCUGGAGAAUCCGGAAAAAAGACGGAGGCUACAUCGGGGGUUGGAAAUGAGUCUGAAUCCUCUGGAGAGUCUGGAAAGAGUACAUGA
Molecule: messenger RNA, 624 nt
Organism: Penicillium robsamsonii
Lineage: Eukaryota; Fungi; Ascomycota; Eurotiomycetes; Eurotiales; Aspergillaceae
Product: peptide chain release factor family protein
Exons: 2
Coding region: 1-624 (207 amino acids)
Biological process (GO): translational termination
Cellular component (GO): mitochondrion
Molecular function (GO): translation release factor activity
Source: RefSeq, a predicted model, not a curated record